GCAACACCAUAACACUCUUCAACGGUUAAGAUUCCUUUCGCGGCUAUCCGUCAAACCAAUCUCCACCGUUGGAUCUCCCACCCUCUCUCGUAAAAUCUUAAACCUAACCACGGUUAGUUUUUGGUCAGCUUGGUUUAGCUUUUCCUCUGUUCUUAAGUUUUUAUUUCCACAGAGAAAGAGAGUUCCUUUGCUUUGCUUGCGUGAUCUUCUCUCUCUCUCUCUCUCUCUCUCUCUCUCUCUCUCUCUUGAUCAUCUCAUCAUCAUUGGACUCGAAGAAGCAAGUCCAGAGUUUUAUCCUUAGAUUCGAUUCAUCAUUCUCAACGUUGAGUUCUUCUUAUCAUUCUCUGUUCCUCGUAGAUCUACUUUCUCUGUUUCGCUGUAGAUCUGAAUCUAAAACCUUCAUUGUUGCUAUCAAUUCGAGUAUUCUCGUGUAGCCCAUUCAUCUCUCUUCAUCAAAGCUCAAGACUUUCAAUAACCUCUCUGUUUCUCGAGCUUAGCUCCUCUGUUUCUCAAAGUCAAAGUCUCUUCCUUUCCAGUGAAUAAACAGAGCUCUCUGUUUCUCGAGCUCACCUACUCUGUUUCUCAAAAUUCAAAAGUCUCUUCCUUUUCUUUUUAGCGAAUGAACAGAGCUACCAAGCUCCGUCCAUCUACCUCCGAGAUGAAUUACUUCCCGGACGAGGUGAUCGAGCACAUUUUCGACUUCGUAGCAUCCCACAGAGACAGGAACUCGAUCUCUCUGGUCAACAAAUCAUGGCACAAGAUCGAGAGGUACAGCAGGCGUCAAGUGUUCAUCGGAAACUGCUACGCGAUCAGCCCCGAGAGGCUGAUCAGGAGGUUCCCCUGUCUCAGAUCUUUGACUCUCAAAGGGAAACCUCACUUCGCCGACUUCAACUUGGUCCCUCACGAGUGGGGAGGCUUUCUACACCCUUGGAUCGAUGCUUUGGCCAAGGGACGUGUAAAGCUCGAGGAGCUUAGGUUGAAGAGGAUGGUUGUCUCUGACGAAAGCCUCGAGCUUCUUUCGCGUUCCUUUGUGGGUUUCAAGUCUUUGGUGCUUGUUAGCUGCGAUGGGUUUACUACCGAUGGCUUAGCCUCAAUCGCUGCUAAUUGCAGGAAUCUUCGUGAGCUGGACUUGCAAGAGAAUGAGAUAGAUGAUCACAGAGGUCAAUGGCUAAACUGUUUCCCAGACACCUGCACCACGCUCGUCUCCUUGAACUUCGCUUGUCUCAAAGGAGAGAUCAAUCUGUCUGCGUUAGAGAGACUCGUAGCGAGGUCGCCGAACCUGAAGAGCUUGAAGGUGAACCGUGCGGUGCCGCUAGAUGCAUUGGCGAGGCUGAUGAGCUGUUGUGCGUCGCAGUUAGUUGAUUUGGGAGUAGGGUGUUACGAGAAUAACGAGCCGGAACCAGAGUCUUUUGCGAAGCUCUUGUUUGCUAUAGCGAAAUGCACCUCGUUGAGGAGCUUGUCAGGCUUCUCGGAGGUCGGUCAACUCUGCCUCACAGCGUUCAUUCCCAUAUCCGCAAACCUCACCUCCUUGAAUCUGAGCUAUGCAGCUGAGAUCCAAGGCAACCAUCUCAUAAAGUUUGUUCAUUUUUGCAAGAGACUUCAACGGUUAUGGAUACUGGAUAGUAUUGGAGACAAAGGACUUGAGGUUGUUGCUUCUUCGUGUAAAGAGUUACAAGAGCUGAGAGUAUUCCCUUCUGAUCUACACGAUGAAGAAGACAACAACAACACAGCUGUUACCGAGGUUGGACUGGUCGCAAUCUCUGCUGGCUGUCCUAAGCUUCAUUCGAUACUCUACUUCUGCAAACAGAUGACAAACGCAGCUCUCAUCACCGUGGCGAAAAACUGUCCAAACUUCAUCCGGUUCAGGCUAUGCAUCUUAGAGCCAAACAAACCAGACCACAUCACGUCUCAGUCACUAGACGAAGGCUUUGGUGCGAUAGUACAAGCCUGCAAGGGUCUAAGAAGACUCUCUGUCUCCGGUCUUUUAACAGACAAAGUCUUCCUCUACAUCGGCAUGUACGCAGAACAGCUUGAGAUGCUGUCGAUAGCCUUUGCUGGGGACACGGACAAAGGGAUGUUGGAUGUGUUGAACGGAUGCAAGAAGCUGAGGAAGCUGGAGAUUAGGGAUAGUCCGUUUGGGAACGCUGCGCUUCUUGCUGAUGUCGGUAAGUACGAAACAAUGCGAUCCCUUUGGAUGUCGUCUUGUGAAGUAACGCUCGGUGGAUGCAAGAGGCUCGCGAGGAAUGCGCCGUGGCUUAACGUGGAGAUCAUCAAUGAGAAUGAGAGUGGGAGGAUGGAGAGGAAUGAAGAAGAUGAGAGAGAGAAGGUUGAUAGACUUUACCUUUACAGAACCGUGGUUGGGACUAGAAAGGAUGCACCACCAUGUGUUACGAUUCUUUAGUCUCACUCCAUCUCUGGAUCUCUCAUGCUCUUCUUGAUGUCGUUUAGUUAGCUCAUUCUUCAAUGUACUUUGUUUCAGACAAGAAGCAGUGUUUUAAAUUUGAACCUGUUCUUUUUUUU
Molecule: messenger RNA, 2520 nt
Organism: Raphanus sativus (radish)
Lineage: Eukaryota; Viridiplantae; Streptophyta; Magnoliopsida; Brassicales; Brassicaceae
Product: protein AUXIN SIGNALING F-BOX 3
Exons: 3
Coding region: 620-2401 (593 amino acids)
Biological process (GO): SCF-dependent proteasomal ubiquitin-dependent protein catabolic process
Cellular component (GO): SCF ubiquitin ligase complex
Molecular function (GO): protein binding
Source: RefSeq, a predicted model, not a curated record